ACCGCUCAUUAAGCAACAGUUGUUUUUCGAGGCUUCUCUUGCAAUUACGUUUAAUUACCCUCCGGUUUUUUGUGAUUAGACAGAGAAUUAUACCCCAAAGAUGGCCAGCAACUACGAGGGCUACAAGUCGCCGCUGAGCACCCGGUACGCCAGCAAGGAGAUGCAGUUCCUGUUCAGCGACCAAAACAAGUUCUCCACCUGGCGGCGGCUGUGGGUGUGGCUGGCGAGGGCGGAGAGCAGCCUGGGACUGGAGAUCAGCGACUCCCAGAUCGCCGAGAUGGAGCUCCAGAUCAGCAACAUUGAUUUCGAGGCGGCAGCCGCCGAGGAGCGCCUCACGCGCCACGACGUGAUGGCCCAUGUCCAUGUCUUCGCCAAACAGUGUCCAUCCGCCGCUCCGGUGAUCCAUCUGGGGGCCACCUCGUGCUACGUGGGCGACAACACGGACCUGAUUGUGCUGCGAGAUGCCCUCAAACUGCUGCUGCCGCGGGUGGCCAGCGUGAUAGCACGACUCAGCCAGUUCGCCCAGAGCUACAAAGAUCAGCCCACACUGGGAUUCACCCAUCUCCAGCCGGCCCAGCUGACCACGGUGGGCAAGCGAGCGUGCCUGUGGAUCCAGGACUUGAUCAUGGACGAGCGGGCGCUGUCACGCUGUCUGGAAGAUCUGCGCUUCCGGGGAGUCAAGGGAACCACUGGUACCCAGGCCUCGUUUCUGCAACUCUUCAACGGCGAUGGAGAGAAGGUGAAGCAGCUAGAUCAGUUGGUCACCGAGCUGGCCGGUUUUAAGAAGGCCUACGCUGUGACCGGGCAAACAUACUCCCGGAAAGUGGAUGUGGAGAUCGUGGCCGCUCUUUCCAGCCUGGGCACCACCAUCCACAAAAUGUGCUCCGAUCUGCGCAUCCUGGCCUCUCGCAAGGAACUGGAGGAGCCCUUCGAGAGCACCCAAAUUGGAUCUUCGGCCAUGCCGUAUAAGCGGAAUCCCAUGCGCUCGGAGCGCUGCUGCGCCCUGGCCCGUCACCUUAUCACCUUGUUCAGCAGUGCCGCAAACACCCAUGCCACUCAGUGGCUGGAGCGCACCCUGGAUGACUCGGCCAACCGGAGGUUGACCCUUUCCGAGUCCUUCCUGGCUGCCGAUGCCGCUCUGCUCACUCUGCUGAACAUCUCGCAGGGACUGGUGGUCUACCCGAAGGUGAUUGAAAGGCACAUUGCCCAGGAACUGCCUUUCAUGUCCACGGAGAACAUUAUCAUGGCCAUGGUAAAGGCGGGCGGAGAUCGGCAGGUGUGUCACGAGAAGAUUCGCGUGCUGUCUCAGGAGGCUGGAGCCCAGGUGAAGCAGCACGGCAAGGACAACGAUCUGGUGGACCGAGUUCGCAAGGACCCGUACUUUUCUCCCAUUCUGGAGCAACUGGACACCAUACUGGAUGCCAAGACCUUCACUGGACGAGCUAGCGACCAGGUGGGCGAGUUCGUCAAGGAGGAGGUGGAGCCCGUGCUGGCACGCUACUCGGAAGCCCUGAAGAGCGUUCAAGACGUCAAGCUGAACAUCUAGACGCCUAUUAUGUUGCCCUGUUUUAAUCCCAGAGAGUUUGAUUUCGUAAAUUACACGUACAUUCGCACCUAAUCAACUGCGUCAGCCACUGGUGCAGUCAACAUUAUCGCAAUAGACUCAAUGGGUCGAUGGCAGUCAGACCCCCGUCGUGAUUUGUCUUUCUGUUUUUGUUUUGCCAGCUUAUUCACAAUUAAAAAAAAAACCACAAGCCUCGAAUCGAACUCGAGCCGACGUUCUUGAUCUGAGUAAACAUAUUUGCCGCCUGUGCCUUUGACUCAGGCUUUGCCUUUCGCCACUCGGACUGACAUAUCACGACUCCAAUGCUGCCACCACAGUAGGUCUCUGGGUCCCAUGCUGUUGCUUUACUUUUAAUUAUACAACAUAUAAACAUAAAACAUAUCCAAGUGCUGAGAAUUCUGUUGGGAGUCGCAUUUCUUAAACAGUUGCUACUGUUUCUAAGCUGGCAACUAUCUUAUGCUUAUGAUCUUUUCCCCUUAUUAACAUUUUUUUAAAGUGACAUCAAAUGUAAUAUAAUAAUAAAAGUAUACGACCGUAUAAAAGUAAAUGUGCAACGAAUAUAAGGUAAUCUAAAAAGUCUCGCUUUUUGCUGUUGCCAAAUGGAUUAUCACAUCUAAUGACGGCAUUCAAAUCAACUAAGAUCGCAUGGGGUUAUUCACCGUGUAAAAAUGGGAACUGAUAUGAGAGAGAGUUUGAAAUUUGUUUAAAAUGUUUAUAUUUCCCAAUUGAUUUUUAAUAUAAAAUCUAUACAUUUAUUGUGAAUUUUCAAUGAUAAUAAAAAAUGUAUUUAAAAAACUA
Molecule: messenger RNA, 2362 nt
Organism: Drosophila rhopaloa
Lineage: Eukaryota; Metazoa; Arthropoda; Insecta; Diptera; Drosophilidae
Gene: Adsl
Product: adenylosuccinate lyase
Exons: 1
Coding region: 101-1546 (481 amino acids)
Biological process (GO): 'de novo' AMP biosynthetic process
Cellular component (GO): cytosol
Molecular function (GO): N6-(1,2-dicarboxyethyl)AMP AMP-lyase (fumarate-forming) activity; (S)-2-(5-amino-1-(5-phospho-D-ribosyl)imidazole-4-carboxamido) succinate lyase (fumarate-forming) activity
Source: RefSeq, a predicted model, not a curated record